GGGGGGGGGUGGAGAGCUGGGGGGAAAACACACACAAAACCAGUUUAAACUUUAUUUGCCCGGUGUUUCGUCCAGCGGUGCCGCUCUCUGCAGCUGGUCGCGUCGCUCCGCCGGCCGCCGCGGUGUUGCGCUUUCCCCCCAAAGAUGGCACUGGAUGUCUUUCGCAUUUUCCUGGGAUAUUAUUUUUCAUCCCCCCCCGGGGAGCCCGGCUCCGGGUUGGUAGAGCUGUAAAUCUUCCCCUUUUCGCAUUCAUUCACCCUCGCUCUGUUGUGGAUUUGUAUUCGGUGCUGGUGAAGAAGGCGGCUUGUUAUGUGGGGUGAAUUAGAAGUGAACGCGUUAGAUAUUUUUUUUUUCUUUUUCUUUUUUUCAUUUUUUCCCUCUUAAACUGGCGACCCUAAAGCCCACGCAGGUGACGUUAAAUGUAAAAUGAAAUCUGGAUGAGCGCAGAGACUUUGUGUCCUGGCAGAAGCCGUCCCUUACCGCUUAUUAGUGGUCAGAGUGAUGAAGAUGCUGCCUACCUGCUAGAAGAGUCCUCCCCGGCUCGCCUCCCUCCCUGUGCUCCCACCCCACUCCGCAUUUCUCCGGAGUGGGGAGCAGCCCCGCGCUGGCUCUGCUCUGGGUAGGCGAGACAGGCUCUUUCUCAGGAUUAUUGGAUGAUUUUUGGAAAUGCUUGGUAGCACUUACCUUUCUCCUCCUUCAGGAUUUCAGAUGCAUGCCAGGUUCCCACUGAAUGCCAGAAGUAGAGAUCACUACAGAUGGAGCCCCAAAGUCAACAUGGCAGUGGUGGUUCACUAGUGGUGAUCCAGCAGCCCUCCUUGGACAGCCGGCAGCGGUUGGACUAUGACAGAGAGAGCCAGCCGACGACUAUCUUGUCGCUGGACCAGAUCAAGGCCAUCAGGGGCAGCAACGAGUACACCGAAGGUCCAUCUGUGGUGAAAAAAUCUGGUCCGCGGACAGCACCGAGGCAAGAGAAGCAUGAAAGGACUCACGAAAUCAUACCGAUUAAUGUGAAUAACAAUUACGAACACAGACCCAGUCACGUGGGGCACCAGCAUAAUGCGAGGGCUCCCGUCUUGAGCAGGUCGACCAGCACGGGGAGCGCGGCAAGCUCCGGCAGCAACAGCAGCGCUUCCUCCGAGCAAGGACUGCUGGGGCGGUCGCCUCCAUCCAGACCGGGCUCCGGCCACAGAUCCGAUCGGACAAUCCGGGCGCAGCCCAAGCAGUCGUCGCUGAUUGUCGAUGACCUGAAGGGUCCUUUGAAAGAGGACUUGGCGCAGCACAAGUUCAUCUGCGAACAGUGUGGGAAGUGCAAGUGCGGGGAGUGCACGGCCCCCAGGGCUCUGCCGUCGUGCUUGGCCUGCAACCGGCAGUGCUUGUGCUCCGCCGAGAGCAUGGUGGAGUACGGCACCUGCAUGUGCUUGGUCAAAGGGGUCUUCUACCACUGUUCCAACGACGAUGAAGGGGACUCUUAUGCGGAUAAUCCCUGCUCUUGCUCCCAGGCGCACUGCUGUUCUAGGUACCUGUGCAUGGGAGCGAUGUCCUUGCUCCUGCCCUGCUUGCUCUGCUACCCGCCCGCAAAAGGAUGCCUGAAGCUCUGCCGAGGGUGCUACGACCGCGUCAAUCGCCCGGGGUGCCGGUGCAAGAACUCCAACACCGUCUAUUGUAAACUGGAGAGCUGCCCCUCCCGGGCUCAGGGCAAGCCCUCAUGAUUUUUGGAGGGAGGUUUAUUUCCUCCAACUUCAGUUUUUCAGGUUGUAGCUGAUAUUUCCCCCCCCCCCCCCCUUUUUUUUUUAUCCCCCCCUUCCCUCCCCCAUUUUGGGGGAGAGGGGGGCUGUUCUGCUUUCCUUUCUGUCUCCCCAACUUCAGACACACAAGUCCUUCCCUUUGCGUCCUUGCUCUCCUCUUCCCAUUGCCUUGGCUGAGUGUGGAGCGUUUUACGUAGUCGUUGCUGCUCUUCGGUAAGUGUGGACCUGGAUCUGCGUCUGCCGCCCUCCUGGGCAGGGUCUUUUGAGUUUGUACCUGAACCACUCCUGAAAGACACAGUGAGGGCUCACUGGGCUCUGGAAGCUUCUUGCUCUGUGAAUAUCUUCCCAAAGAUGUUUUUCGUUCUCAGCAAUUUGGGGUUUUUUUGGUUUUUUUUUCCUUAACCCCCCGGGUACCAAGGAAGAAUAACUUUCAUGAGUGAGCUGGAUUGUGAAAUAACUUUUUGUGUGUGUGCUUUCUGGAGAGGGAUGUAAAAUAAAGGCUUUACCAAAUGAAAGGCCUGACUCUUCUAUAAGCAGCCUGCUUUUUUCUUCUUUCCCCCUUUUUUUGUCUUAACUUUUGGAACAUUCUCAGUCCUGAGAAUCACCCUGCCUCCUUUUUUUUUUUUUUUUUUUUUUUUUUUUUACAUUUUCAAUGUAACUUCAGAUUUUGCUACGCUAUGUAGAUCUUCACAUUGGAGACAUUAUGGCUGCAACAUACUCAUUUGUUUCUUUUGCUUUCAAAUCUUCGAAGGAUACUGCUCACUCCACCCUCCUGCUCCUCUUUUUAUAGUCUUAUCAGUUGAUAUUAAAGUUGGUGGUGUUCAUAUAUCCAAACAGCCUUCAGGUGUCAUUGGGUCACCUAAACGUUCUUGAAUCCUUAAACUUUCUUGCGCUCCUUUGGUUUAGCGAAUUUAGCUCUGCUCUGUACUUUAUAAUUUUAUUCUGUCCCCGUUUUAUUGCCUUAGCCACAAAUUGUGGUCCUUUUUUGUAUAUUUUAUGUAUAAAACACAAAGUUGAAUCCCAACUAUUUUUAAGACAAAAGUCUGUUAAAACUUUUUUUAUUGUAAAGAAUAUUUAUUAUGUGAAUCUCUAUUAUUUUAUGAUAUUUAUUGCAAAAGACUUUGAAAAUGUACUCAUGUCUGAAUAUAACAAAAUAUCAAUACUUAACGAAAUAAGGAUGACACGAAGAAAGUACAUAUGUUAACUAUAAUGCAGAAAAUAUAUUAAUUAAUGAAAAUGGCUCUCGAGUUCUUUUGUUGCAGUGCCAGGUUGUGAGCUACGUACGCGUAUUGAUGGGCUGUUGGGGUUUCUCCUCCUUGCGGUCUCUCAGGUAGCGAAUAACUUCCUAUUGAUACUUCAAAAACCACUAGUCUGUGCUCCAGCUUAGUUGAGCUAAUUUUACGUUUGCUGACUAUAUAUCGAGUAAGUUUUUGCUAUGGGCUAUUUAAUGCAAUUCAACGUAUACCUUGUGCUUGACAGUGCCAAGAAGGGUAGGCCCUGUUUAUUUACCAAAGUGUUCGGAAAUACAGUUGUGGAGGAGGAAACCAUAACUUCAAGUUUUUUUGUUUCCUGAAGAAUACCAAAUUAACAUGUAAAACCUACUUUAAAUAUACCCAUAUGGGACUUCUUGGCGGGUUAAAUUGUACGUCAACUGAAGUAAUGAAGCUACCAAGCUCAAAUCUAAAUAAAAAGCAAGAGGCAGGAAAAAAAAUAACGGUUGUGUUGCUGUAGUUUGCUAGAUUUGACAUUUGGGGAUGUGUGUGUGUUUGUGCCUGUGUCUACGGCUUGUUUGGUUCCUUUCCCGUACAUUUUCCCAAUGUCAACUGAAUCCAUCUUCUGUCUUUAAUUUAAAGACUCUUAAGGGUGACCUAAGUGUCACGGCUACUCGUGGCCAUUUAACACAUAUUCAACAAAAAAGCUUUUCA
Messenger RNA from Chroicocephalus ridibundus (black-headed gull), 3670 nucleotides. RefSeq names its product sprouty RTK signaling antagonist 1 (gene SPRY1). NCBI's taxonomy places the organism in Eukaryota, Metazoa, Chordata, Aves, Charadriiformes, Laridae. The record is from RefSeq and is a predicted model, not a curated record. Gene Ontology annotation, cellular component: cytosol; membrane. The transcript is spliced from 2 exons. Bases 756 to 1709 code for a protein of 317 amino acids. Gene Ontology annotation, biological process: negative regulation of Ras protein signal transduction; negative regulation of fibroblast growth factor receptor signaling pathway; animal organ development.